Messenger RNA from Lodderomyces jiufengensis, 2256 nucleotides. RefSeq lists its product as uncharacterized. The transcript has a single exon. Lineage: Eukaryota; Fungi; Ascomycota; Pichiomycetes; Serinales; Debaryomycetaceae. The coding region runs from base 1 to 2256 and encodes 751 amino acids. The record is from RefSeq and is a predicted model, not a curated record.
AUGUCAUCAAAUUAUAGAUCACAACAAUCAUUAUCAUCAAAAAUACUACUGAAAAAGAGAUUUUAUAAAAAACCAUUACUUCUAUUUUUCAUAAUCAAUACAGUAUAUCUUUUAACUUAUUAUUCAGUAUUUAAAAAAGUUCCUUCUACUGAAUUAUUUAGACAUAUUACGAUAGAUGAUCGAACUACAUUACCACAAUUAUCAACUUCUAAUAUAAACUAUACUCAAGAACUCGAGUAUUUAUUGACUAACAUACAAUCACCUAAACAUACAACCGUUUUAGAUAAAUCAUUUACAGAUAUUGAAAAUUUAUUAAAUUCAGAUUUAAUGUAUCAAGAUGAUAGAUUAACUUUUUCGGUAGUUUUGGAUCAUAUAUAUAAUAAUGAAAAUAAUGAAUUGCCAAAUAGUAUCCCAUUUGACUGGUCAGAUUGGGUUGAUUUAUCAUAUUUAAAUAAUCAAUUAGCUAAACCAAUGGAAAAAAGAAUUAAAUGUCAAGAUUUAAUCCCACAUAUGAAUUUAAGAAAGAAUAGAAAUAAAGCAGAAGCUGAAAGAAAUCAUUUAUUUUUUGGGUGUAUAAAUACUGAAGAACUAAAUAAUGAACAACUUGAUGAAUUUGGUUAUACUAAAAAUCAAUUACCUGGAUUUAUACAGUUAAAGCAUACUUCUUUUACUACAAGUGAAUAUAUUAGAAAUUUACAAGGUAAAAGUUAUCUUUUGACUAAUCAACCAUUACCUUAUAAAGUUAUAUUUUUAAAUGAUAAAGGUAAUGAUUUAGUUCUAGAUGUUCAUAAGGGUAAAAUAAAAGAUUAUUUGCCAAAUUUUAAAUAUUCGAAAUUUGAUAUACUACAACAAUUUAAUAAGAAUAUAAUAGUAGAUGAAAGCUUCAAAUAUAGUCCAUUACCAACUGUAAAUAUACCUCAAGAAUCAUUCAUAUACAAUAGACAAAUAUUAUCUAAAAAAUUAAAUGAGUUAAAUGCCAUACCAGUUGAAAAUUUAACAAUAUUACAAAAAUCAUAUUUAGAAUCAAUAAGAUUAACUUUAAGAGUAAAACCUGCAACUAACCCAGAAACUCCAUAUUUUAAAGAAUCAACAUUGAGAUUGAAUGAAGAAAAUCAUGAUGGUGGUUGGCAUUAUGAUUGGAGAUUUUUCAAUGGUAAAUUAACUGAUCCAAAAAGAAGUUCUAUCAUUUUAGAAAGAUUAUUAAGAAAUUGGUUUAGAUUUAGUCAGAAGCAUGAAUUAACAAGUUGGAUAGCUCAUGGUCCUCUUUUAUCUUGGUAUUGGAACGGUGGUAUUUUCCCAUUUGAUAAUGAUUUAGAUGUACAAAUGCCUAUCCAACAUUUAAUGAAAUUAGGUGAAUUUUAUAAUCAAACUCUUGUGGUUGAAGAUUUAAAUGAAGGUACUGGGAAAUACCUUAUUGAAGUGGGUACAUUUGUACAUAAUAGAAAUAUUUCAAAAAGAGGUAAUCAUAUUGAUGCAAGAUUUAUUGAUAUUGAUACUGGUAUUUAUAUUGAUAUUACUGGUAUCAGUACAAGUGCUGCAAAACCUCCUAUAUCAAGUUAUCAAAAUGUAAAUGAUGAUAUUGAUGAAGGUCCAUUGUUGACAAAGGACAACCCAACAUUCAAUGAUAGAAGAGUUCAUUAUUAUCAUUUAAAUCAUUUAUCACCACUAAAAUUAUCAAUGUUAAAUGGAGUUCCAUGUUAUUUACCUAAUUUAAUAAUCAAAAGAUUGAAAUAUGAGUAUCCAGAUGGAGCAUUAACUAAAAUAGAAUAUAAUGAUUGGUGGUUUGUUAAAAACUUACAAUCUUGGAUCCACAAAGAUUUAUUAUUACCAAUAUUAGAUGCAAAUAAUUACUUGGAAAAAGGUAAACACGAAAAUAAAAUCAAUAAACAAAAAUUUCAAGAAUUAUUAAAUAAUAUAACAGAUGAAGAAAUUUAUAAUUUAUUAACUAAAAAUCAAGAAAUUUUAAUAUCAUACUAUUUAUCUCAAUCAAAUUCUAAUUUUCAUAAUGAAGAAAUAAAACAUAUUAUAAAAAUAGAUCCAACAAAGAAUAUAAAUGUAAAUGAUUUACCAAGUGGUAAAAUUUUAGAUAAUUUUGAAGCUUUUAAAAAUGAAGAAUAUCUUAAUUUAGUUAGGGAUAAUGUCAAAUUAAAUCAACCUAUUAGAGAAUCAUUGUUUGAAUUUGAAAAAAUUAACGGUGGGAUAGACGAAUAUUAUAGAAAAGCGUUUUUAAAUUUAGAUGUCAUUGAAGUUAAAUAG